UAUUGUGUUUGUUGAUUCAGUGGUUUGUGUAAAACGCGUAUUGUUUUGCUGUUGUCAGGGCUCUGUUUUCUUCUUCCCGGGUGCACUGAGAAAAAUCUCCCAGUCAUUGGCUCCUAUAAACCAGAUUCACACAGGCAGCCGUCUUUGUGCCCAGUGAGUGACUGUAAUCAGAGUGACUCACACAGUAAACGCCUGCCGCUCCCUUGGCACAGUUAACGGAGGCGGGAUGUAUAAGGUGGAACCUGUUUGUCUGCUUCAAGUCAAGUAUUUGUCCACCUGAGUGGCGCUCCUCUGCUCAGACACAGCCUGCAGAGCGAACAGCAUGGACUGACUCAACUCUGCUGAAACUCUUCAAAACAACACGAACCAAAGCACCUGCCGGAUGGACCCUGAGGUUUAGUCAGAGGGGAUCAUUCAAUGCCACUGUGACAGAAACAAAAGGAUCAUGCUGUCACACCGGAGGGGAAGGAGUCUCUCUGACGCCCUGACCCUGGAGCGAUCAGACGAGGGGGGGCUGGUCGUAUCAAGCAUCAACAACAGUGCCUCAAGCAAUCAGGGACUGAGUAAAGGGGAUGAAAUCUUGGGGGCAACAAUCAAUUUUGAUCAACUAUCAAAAGACGAGGUGCUAAGAGUACUGAAGCUAAUGGAGCCUUUUGAUGACAACAUCCAAGUCCUCACAAGGAAAAACCUGAGCAAGAGCAUGGACAAUCUGGACCAUUGUGUCAAGACUCCUGAGACGAUGCUGAAGGAUUCCUACAACAAACUCUACAAUGCCAAAAUCAAAAAGUUUAUGAGAGACGAUUUGCCUGGUGCCGAGGAGAACUGUGUGAACGGGGAGGUUACCGCCAAGCCAACUGUACCAGGCUCAUCCAAGGUCAACCUAAAACACGACAUGGGAUUGCCUCGCCUCGGAGUUGACUUUGGACUUCUGAAAACCAAGACUUUGAGCAAAGAUGUUGAUGCUGGAGAAUUAACAUACGACAGCAAUUUGAACCUUCCACCGUUGGGUCUUGGCUUCAAUGGGACUGCUCUAAGUGGAGCUCAGCUACCAAGACUGAAAGUCAAUGCUAGCAAUCCACAGCUUAACACACCAGACUUACAUCUGUCUGGAACAUUACCAGCUGGUCCAAACACUACAGCUGGUAUACAACUGCCAAACAAUGACCCUGAUACAGACCUAAAAAUGCCAGGUGCUGAUAUAUCACAGCUUAAUCCAAAUGGGCUGGACAUUGACAUGCCUUCAGGGGAUGUCAGAGUGCCACUUCAUAAAUCAAAAAUUGGUCUUAAAUCUCCAGAUUUAGACAUAGAUGCCCCAUCUGGUAAAUUCACCCUGCCCAAAUUUGGGGUCUCCAGCAAAAGUGAUGCUUAUGUUAAAACACCUGACUUAAGUCUCAAAACACCAAAGAUAAAAGGUGGGAUUCAUGCACCCGAUUUAAAUCUACCCAAAGCUGACCUAAAAGGACCAAAUUUUGCCUUUGAUACUCCAUCUGCUGGCAUUAAAGGUCCAUCUGGAAAAUACAAGGCUCCUAAGUUUAGGAUGCCCAAAUUUGAUUUACCAGACAUUCAAGUUCCAAGUUUCAAUGGCGAUAUAGUGGGACCAGAUAUGCAGUUGGCAGCACCAGAUCUCAAAGUUAAAGGCCCUGAAUAUGACUUAAAUACUCCAGACAUGGAUGUGUCCACUCCAAAGUUUAAAGGGGGCAUCAAUUUGCCUGGUGCUAAUCUCAAAGACCCAAAACUAAACCUUAACACCCCUGAUUUGGACAUUAAUUUGCCUUCUAGUAAAUUGGGCAAUGAUGCAGAUGCUCCCUCUGGCAAGGUUAAACUGCCAAAGUUUAAGCUCUUUGGCACAUUACCAAAGAAAAAAGAUGUGGAUAUCAAUGCAGGGCUGAAAACACCUGAACUAAGUCUGAAAUCCCCAAAGCUAAAUGGUAUAGAUGCUCCUGAUAUGAGUUUACCAAACAUGGAUCUCAAAGCUCCAAAUUUAGACCUCCGAUCUCCAGAUGUAAACGUUGGUUCACCCAAAGGAAAGUUCACCAUGCCAAAGAUGAAAAUGCCCAGCUUUGACUUGUCAGGUCCAAAAGGAGCAAACAUUGACAUGGAUGCAUCACUAAACAGACCAGAUCUGCCAUCAGGUGGUCUUGAUGUAGAUUUGUCUAAGCCAGAGUUUGACAUUGAUGCACCUUCACUUGACCUCAAAGGCCCAAGGUCAAAGCUGAAAAUGCCUGAAGCUGAUAUUGGAAGUCCAUCAGGAAAAAUGAAGAUGCCAAGUUUUACAAUGCCAGAUUUUGGAUUGUCAGGACCAAAGCUGAAAGGACUUGAUGGUGAGCUAAAGACUCCAGACUUUGAUCUUUCAGCCCCCAAAUUUAAGGGGGCUCUUGGUUCCCCAGAUUUGAAAUUGCCUGAGAUGGAUCUUAAUAAGCCCAAACUAGAUCUUUCUGGCCCAGAUGUCAACUUAGACAUGCCAUCAGGUAAACUAAAAAUGCCAGAGCUUCAUGCUCCAGACUGGGAUGUUAAUGCUCCCUCAGGCAAAUUGAAAAUGCCAAAAUUCAAUCUUUCAGGUACAUUACCAAAAGGACCAAAUAUGGACCUGAAUGCAGAUCUUAAGUCACCAGAUUUGAGUCUUAAAGCUCCAAAGAUAAAGGGUGGAAUUGAUGCUCCUGACUUGGACUUGCCUAAUAUGGACCUUAAAGCCCCCAAGUUAGAUGUGAACACUCCAGAUCUCAACAUCGGUUCACCCAAAGCAAAAUUUAAAAUGCCUAAAAUGAAAAUGCCUAAAUUUGGCCUCCCAAGCCUAAAAGGACCUGAAAUUGAUGGCAACUUUGAUGGUCCAGAUGUAGAUAUAAAUGCACCAAAUGUCAAUCUGAAAGGACCCAACGCUGAUUUAGAAAUGCCAGAUGUUGAUAUUUCUGGUCCAUCUGGAAAAUUCAAAAAGCCAAACUUCAACCUGCCUGACUUUGGACUUUCUGGUCCAAAGUUAGAUGGCCCUAACUGGGACCUCAAAUCACCUGAUCUUGAUAUCUCUGGUCCUAACCUCGGUGGUGGUUUAAAUGCACCAGACAUAAAUAUGCCCAAGGUUGAUCUCAAAAGCCCAAAACUGGACCUCAAUUCCCCAAAGCUAAACUUAGACAUGCCAUCAGGUAAACUGAAAAUGCCAGAGCUUCAUGCUCCAGACUGGGAUGUUAAUGCUCCCUCAGGCAAAUUGAAAAUGCCAAAAUUCAAUCUUUCAGGUACAUUACCAAAAGGACCAAACAUGGACAUAAACGCAGAUAUGAAUUCACCUGACUUGAGCCUGAAAGCACCAAAGAUGAAAGGUGGAAUUGAUGCUCCUGACUUGCACUUGCCUAAUAUGGACCUUAAAGCUCCCAAAUUAGACAUGAACACUCCCGAUGUCAACUUUGGUUCACCCAAAGCGAAGCUGAAAAAGCCAAAAUUGAAAAUGCCUAAUGUUAGUCUACCACACCUAAAAAGACCUGAGAUUGAUGGUAAUUACGAUGUCCCAGACAUUGACAUCAAUGCACCCAACUUUAACCUCAAAGGGUCCAAACCUGGCUUUGGAAUGCCAGAUGUUGAUUUUGGCAGCCCAUCUGGAAAAAUUAAGACGCCACAUUUGAAAAUGCCUGAUGUGGGAUUUACUAGUCCAAAGUUAGAUGGCCCCAACUUUGACUUCAAAUCACCAGAUCUUAAUGCCAAAUUACCGAAAGGGCCAAAUUUGAACAUAAACUCAGACCUGAAAACUCCAGAUUUUAAUCUCAAAGCUCCAAAGAUGAAAGGUGGAAUCGAUGCCCCCAAGUUGGGCUUACCAAACGUGGACCUCAAAGCUCCCAAUUUAGAUAUGAACACUCCAGAUGUCAAUAUUGGUUUACCUGAUGCAAAGUUCAAAAAGCCCAAGAUGCCAAAAGGCCCGAAUGUUGACAUUAAUGGGGACCUACAUGGGCCUGACCUGAAUAUCCCAAAUGUAGAUGUUAAUGGUCCAAAAGGAAGAUUUAAUAUGCCAAGUUUAAAUGCACCAGACCUCAGUCUCUCAGGGGGAAUGAGAGGUCCAGAUGUUGACAUGAAUGUUCCCUCAGGAAACAUCCAGGGUCCUCAGAAUGAUUUUGAUUUGGCAGACAGAAAAUUCAAGCUCCCUUCUUUCAAGCUGCCUCAGUUUGGAGGCCCAGAUCUUACAGCGACAGGGUCUGAUAUUGAUUUUGGUGCCUCUCUGAGACCAACAAAUCUGGAUAUUACUCCUCCAAAACUGAACAUGAAACCACCACAGUUGAAGGGAAAUAUCACAGGUCCAAAUGUCAGUGCUCCGAACAUGAAUCUCAGCAUGCAAAACGCGGCAAUGCGGAAUCCACAGCUGCAUCUCAAACAUCCGGAUCUCAACAUAGAUAAUGCAUCACUGAAUUUCAAAGAACCUUCUUUUAAGAAUCGCAGAUCCAUGAAAAUGCCUGUCCUGGAUGUAGAUAGAGAUGUCAGACUUCAUCACACAGAUAGGUCACCUAGGACCCAAGUAAGGUCCAGCUACCCUCUGCCAGAUGCUAAUUUAGGCCACAAUAUUGAUUUCAACCAUUCAGAUCUCAACAUUGAUGAUUUCACAGGAAGGGAUCAUGUGCCUCGAGCCAGAGGUUCAAAAAUGGACCACCAGGCAUCACAUAACUACAGACAGAGGGCCUCCCCGUCAGGUGUUAAUAUUGACAUGAGGGACCCUAGACAUACCAGACAAAUUCCUAGUGGUGACAUUUAUGUGAAUCCUCCGAGAACAAUGCAGCAGCUACCUAAUGCACAUUUGCCACAAGAUCCAAGAAUAAGAGUACCUGAUAAUACAGAUGGAUACUUCGUUACUGUUUUCCCCAACGAAGCACAAAAUCAAAGAAUGCCAAACCGCAAAUAUAACACUCUUGGGGGGCCUAACUUUUAUCCAAGAAACAUAGACCUUGAAGUUCCAGGUGAAGAUCAUGUAAAAGGGUCAACGUUCUUCUUGUCCAACCUCAUGUAGGUUUAAAACCACUGAUGUUUUCCAUAAGUGCUGGCAAAUGUUUCUUUUAGUGUCAUUUUUAUAGUUUAUUUAUUGUGACUUAAGCUGUUGUAAGUUGUUGUAUCAUAUAUGCUUGUGAGUUUUUUUUAAAGUUUUGGGACUUUCUGCCUCAUUUGCUUUGUAAUGAUUCAGCCUACAUUAUAAUGUAGCGUUCUUGCACUUGUUUUAUAUUUAAAUUUAAACAUUUUCACAUUUUGUACUUUGAAAAGUCGGUAUUCUUUCUAUGUACGUUAAAGUUAAGUUAUGGCACCCAAAUGGUACUAUUACAAGAUCUACAAGUUUUGUUAUAUAUUGUUGUUUUUAUGUAUUGUAUAUUGUCAACUGAACGUUAAAAUAUCCAAAGUUAUCUAUAUGUUUAUGAUAUAUUAUACUGUAUAUCUAUACUUUUGAAACACCUACUUCUUUUUAUAUUAAUGGUCGUUGAAUUUAUAUAAUUUUUAUAAACAAUUUUGCUUCAAUGGUUUUUAGUAAUAUAAAUGAAAUUAUUUAAGGUUACUAUACUAAACUAUAUUCAAACAUAUACUUUUUAAUAUU
Morone saxatilis (striped sea-bass) is the source of this 5551-nucleotide messenger RNA. RefSeq names its product neuroblast differentiation-associated protein AHNAK. The transcript has 8 exons. The record is from RefSeq and is a predicted model, not a curated record. Gene Ontology annotation, biological process: regulation of RNA splicing. Gene Ontology annotation, cellular component: nucleus; cytoplasm. NCBI's taxonomy places the organism in Eukaryota, Metazoa, Chordata, Actinopteri, Moronidae. Bases 446 to 4978 code for a protein of 1510 amino acids.